CAAAAAAAAAGAAAAAGAAAAAGGAAAAGAAAAAAAACAGAAAGAAAGAAAAUAAUGACGUUGAGGAUAUUUGAAAAUGGAUCCCUCUGAAGUCUGAACCUUUUUCCCUCUUCAAAUCAAAUCUCUCUCAGUUUCUCUCUCCUAAAAUGAAACUCAAGUUGAACUAAUAAUCAACUUCAACACCUUUCAAGUAGGAGCAGCAACUAGCAACUAGCAACCUGCAACCCUCAACCCUAGAGAGCAUCAAACUCAGUCGGAUUUCAAAUGCAAGAACUCUUCGGAUCAGUUCGGCGAUCUCUGGUGUUCCGUACAUCCUCUUCAUCUUCAUCCUCCCCAAAUCCAGAAAACGACGUCGGAUUCGGUGGUUUCGUUGAUAAAAUUGGUUCCUCCAUCCGUAAAUCUCGUAUUGGUAUUUUCGCCACGAAAUCACCCGCUAAAGCCCUCCCUUUCUCUCCUGCUAAGGAGAAUAUGCCGCCGAUUCCUACUUCUAAAGAUGAAGCUCCGCCUAUUCGAUGGCGGAAAGGCGAGUUAAUUGGUUGCGGCGCUUUCGGAAGGGUUUAUAUGGGAAUGAACCUUGAUUCUGGUGAACUCCUUGCUGUUAAGCAGGUUUUGAUUGCUUCAGGUGGUGGUGCUUCCAGAGAGAAAGCUCAGGCUCACGUACGGGAGUUGGAGGAGGAAGUGAAGCUUCUGAGGAAUCUAUCGCAUACAAAUAUAGUUAGGUAUUUGGGGACUGCAAGAGAGGAUGAGGCUUUGAAUAUCUUGUUGGAAUUUGUUCCGGGUGGAUCUAUUUCCUCGCUUCUUGGCAAGUUCGGAUCAUUUCCAGAGUCGGUCGUAAGAAUGUACACUAAGCAAUUGCUACUAGGGUUAGAAUACCUGCAUAAGAAUGGGAUCAUGCAUAGGGACAUUAAGGGCGCAAACAUUCUUGUUGACAAUAAAGGAUGCAUUAAACUUGCAGAUUUUGGUGCUUCCAAGAAAGUUGUUGAGCUGGCUACUAUGACUGGGGCAAAGUCAAUGAAGGGAACACCAUAUUGGAUGGCGCCUGAAGUUAUUCUUCAGACUGGACAUAACUUCUCUGCUGAUAUAUGGAGUGUUGGCUGUACGGUCAUUGAGAUGGCCACAGGAAAACCUCCCUGGUGCCAGUAUCAGGAGGUGCAAGCGCUAUUCCAUAUAGGGACUACAAAGUCUCAUCCUCCUAUUCCUGAACACCUUUCAGAUGACGCAAAGGAUUUUUUGUCCAAGUGCUUACAAAAGGAACCAUGCUUAAGGGCAUCAGCCUCAGCACUUCUACAGCAUCCGUUUGUCACUGGAGAAUAUCGGGAAUCUCAACCUUAUCGUCGUUCAGUUAUGGAUAGUAGCGGAAAUCAAACUGCAAUUCCAACAGAUCAGAAGAGCAUAAGCAACGUAAUGAGGUCAAUAAGCGGCGGAUUAAAAGAUAUUUGCAAUAUGGGCAGUGUGAGAUGCUCAACAGUUUACCCUGAUAAAUUCUCUGGUAUAACUCCUCUUUGGGGAACAAACACUAGUGAUGAUGACAUGUGUAUGCUAGAUGAUAAAGAUGACUUUGCCUUGAGUGCAUCAGCAACAUCAAACUCUAUGAUGCCUGCAGAUGACUUUUGUAAGAGUUACAAUCCUAUGUGCGAGCCGAAUGAUGAUUGGCCAUGUAAAUUUGAUGAUAGCCCUGAGGUUGGAAGAAGCAACACAGACUUGUUUCCUAAGGAAGAUUGUGGGACUGCCGAACCAUCUUGCAACGGAGAAACUGAGUUUACAUUCCCAAGUGAAGCACCAAAUGAAGCACUGGCGGAUGAUGAUGAAGAAGUUACUGAGUCAAAAAUUCAGGCAUUUUUGGAUGAAAAGGCUUUUGAUCUCAAAAAACUGCAAGAAGAGUUCUAUAAUACGAUAAAUGUGGCCUCCCCAAAAGCUUUUGGGGCUAUGGAUGGUGCUGCUAGUAAUCUACCUUCCAAAAGUAAGUCACCUGCACCAGUACCCAGCAGACGACUGUCUACCGCUGUUGAUGUUUCCAAGAAUAUGAGUCCUGGGAGCCACUGCAGACCUGUCCUGGAUAUGGAUGGUCCAAGAGAGCAACCUUUAAAAGAGCUACCUGAGAUCAGAGAGCUACAGAAAGAAGGACACAGUUCAAGUCCAAGCUUCUCUGAGAGGCAAAGGAUAUGGAAGGAAGAACUCGACAAAGAACUGGAGAUGGAAAGAGGCAAGUAUAACAUUUGCAUUUUAAGUUAGUAACUGACAUCUGAGUUUGUUGUUUUCCUCACAUCUCAAAUCUCAUAUGUUGCCGUUUCUUAUAUGUCAGACUGCUAUUAAGAAUUCGCACUCUAGCAUUUUAAGCAGGCUAUUCACUUUUAUGUUCCUUUUGCCAUCAGUUUGAUUUGAUCUGACCAUUACUUGUGGGAAAAAGCCCCUACAAUUUUGUUCAGUUUCAAGUUUCUCAGGUAACUUUAAUCAAAUUUGAGCAGUCUAAAAUCUAAAUAUCUUUUAGAGAAUUCACUCUUAUGUUCCAUUUGCCAUUAGUUUGAUUUAAUCUCACCAUCACUUGUGGGAAAUAGCCCCUACAAUUUUGUUCAGUUUUGAGUUUCUCAGGAAACUUUUAUCAAAUUCAAGCAGUGCAAAUAUCUUCUAGAGAACAAUUUAAUGAGUUUAGAAUACACACCUGUGAGAAAAAAUAGAUUUUGAAAUUCAAAGGAUUUAGACAACAACUAAAUUAUAUUUUCUGAAUUUCUUCUGGGAAUGGGACAAAGAAUGUUCCAUGGUCAAAUAAGUGAUUGUGGCUGAUGAGCAGUGGGUUGUUGGAGGUCUGGGUGGAUGGUAGAAUGGGGGUGACGGAAGGAUUAAGGAUGGAGAGAAAGAAUUCGACCCUGUUCUCAAAAGCCUUCCCUUGCGUUAUGGUGUUUUCAUUUUCAAAAAGAAUAAUUAGUGUUUUCAUUUUCAAAAAGAACAAUUAGGAAACUAGAUAUGGAAUUUCAGAAUUUCUUUUAAAUGUUGACAACACAGCCUGAAUAUGCUCACUUUGGACCAGGCCAAUAUGGAUCACGGUGUUUGCACUUCGUAGCUUGUGAAAUUGUGGGAGAAAAGGAAUUUGAUCAUCUUCUGAAAAGCUUUUCCUUGUGUUCUAGUGUUCUCAUUUUGUAAACGAACAGUUAUUACACUAGAGAUGGGAAAUCAGAAUAUUUUACUUUUUAAGUUACUUUUUAAGAGGCUUGCCAGUUGCUCAGCUGCUAUACUUUUUUUGGUGGGGAACGGUAAAACUUACUUCAAAGAUAAAUCAUCUUCCAAGGCCAUACUGUGGACAAACCACCCUCAGCAACUUUAAGAAAUUACAAGGUGGAAAACAGAGCAUAGGGUGCAUGACAAUUAGCUUUUAUCCAGUCACGUCAUGAAAGAAGGCAUUUCUCUUACACAGAAUACUUUAGCACUUUCCUCAUCAAAAAUUGAAGUAAACUCUACCACUUAUCAAAAAUCAGACCUCUCUAAACACAAUCUCGGGAAAUAUCUAUUUGAUUCUUGCAACUUUCUCAAGUUCCUUUCACGCCUGGUUUCGUAGGUGGUAUCAGUGAGAGACUGAGAGUAACCUUUGGAAGUCUGCUACUAGAUUAUUUCGGUUUAUAUUCAUUAUCCACCAGUGUAGUUCUCUUCCAAAAAGAAAGCAAGCUUUGCCAGAGAUGAUCGGGAAAUUCACAAUUGAAUAAGUUGCCUCCACAAACUCCAUUGCUAUAACCACAGAAAGAACAGUAGUAUGUACUAAACUGACACUUGAGAAGAAAGAUGAUAAUAGGUUAUCACACAUAGAUGCUGCUGUAGUGGCAUUAUCUUCGGACAAAUAUAACAUUUUUUUUGUUAUUUUAUAUCAAAAAAGUCCCCCUAAUAUAUUGUAUCAAGUUGACAUUUCAUUGCUGGUGCUCAGAUGCUACUGAUCUGUGGCUUUGUAAAGAACUUUGCAGUGCAUAUAUUGUGGAAUUAGAGACUUUUUUGCGUUUAUGAAUUGUUAAAUGAAUAUAUGCCUACAACUAUAACGCAGGCCAAGUAAUAGGUUGGCAGAUGCGCUUGUCAAACAUUUGCAGCUUGAAAAUGUUGCAGGAAUGAGUCAAACGACUUGUGUAGAAGUUGAGCGUUUUCCCUGAGUGUGUUUUUUUUUGUUCCUGGGGGAAAGGGAUUGCAGAUGACCCAGCCCACGGAACAAGUCCAGUGAAGGAUUUGAACGAAUGCCCGAGCUAGCUUUAAGGCUUCACUUUCUUUUAAGCUCGCUGCGUGCUAAUGCCCAUUUAAAGAAAAAGGGGAAGGCUAAACUCAUUAGGAUAGUUCAAUCCUCUCUCUCUUGAGUAAGCAAGUAAACUACCUAUUUGAUGUGUAAAUCAAUCUUGCGGAAUCUACUCAUGUAAGCUCCAUUUUGUCGGUGCAAUGUGGUAUCUCAUCUACUGUUCGUUGAAUUUUCAACAGCCUGGAGACUUUUUCAAACUAGGAGAUGUCCAAUAUUAGACUUGCAUCACUUUUAAGCAUCUCUAGCAAUGAAUCCCAGAAUUUCCAUAUAAAACUGGGUGAUUCAGUAAGGUGGCACAGCCAGUCACUUGAGUUUUUAUCUAUCAAAUUCCCCCUCACAUGUCUGACCAUAUGAAACUCCUUUGCAGAGAGACUCGCAGAAAGAUUACGGCAAGCAGGAGGGAAGACAUCUUCCCCAAAUAAACGGGUUCCCAGUCAACAAAGGGAUAGGUUACCGUUUGCAUCCCCGCCAAAAUGAGUACAUGUUAUUAUGUCUCUGGUCAGAUGCUUCGAGGAAGACGUGCUUGCCAGGAAAGCACGAAUGUAUCUAGCAGUAUUUUUGGUAAAGAAAGUUGUGUGUUAAAUAAUACUCCCAUAUAGCGGCCACCUAGAAGUGUUACCAUGAAUAGCAGGUUGAUCAAUUGUACCAGUCUUCUGGAGGGUGUGAAGAGGGCCGACAAAUCACAUCUUCAUUCAGUACUUUGUAGUUUUCAUAUUUCUGCUGCUCAAGCGCGAUUUGUAAGUUUUAUGCUGAAUUCUAAGAAUGUGAUGAGUUUUUCUUUGGCGAUAAUGAAGAUUUUAUAGCAAUGUAUAAAGGGAUUGAUAACCGGUUGAUGUAUAAGGGCUCCAGAGGUUGUUUGUCUGCUUUAUAAUGACCAAGAGCUGACAAACCAGUUCCCUGUA
Beta vulgaris subsp. vulgaris (sugar beet) is the source of this 5166-nucleotide messenger RNA. Its product is annotated as mitogen-activated protein kinase kinase kinase NPK1. The record is from RefSeq and is a predicted model, not a curated record. The coding region runs from base 265 to 2232 and encodes 655 amino acids. The transcript has 16 exons. NCBI's taxonomy places the organism in Eukaryota, Viridiplantae, Streptophyta, Magnoliopsida, Caryophyllales, Amaranthaceae. Gene Ontology annotation, biological process: protein phosphorylation. Gene Ontology annotation, molecular function: protein kinase activity; ATP binding.